AUGCUAGAGUUCAGCCAACAAGAACCCCGCCGCGGCGAGGCCAUGCCCAUCCUCUGCAAAAUCUACCAGAAGCGUCGUGCCGGCCGGUCCGCCUCGAAGACGAUUUCGGCUGGGUCGUCAUCGAUGUCGGAAUCCAAGAGGAAGGCGGCGGCCGCGGACGAGCGCUCCGUCGAGGGUUCCUCGGCCCGCGUGAGGCGAUGCCUGCAGUUCCGUCCGCCUCCUGCCGCACCAAAUCCGCCCGCACUGGUUGCUACAUCGGAGAUUCAAGAAGCGUUCUUGCUUUCAGCCCAGCGGCCGCAGGCAGAGCAAGAACCAGAGGAGUCGCAAGAACCGCCGGUACGCAUAGCACACACAGCCACACCGCUGAUUCCCAGCUUCUCCAUGGCCGCCGACCACGCCCUGAGCUUCGACCGCACCACCUUCCUCCGCCCCGCCCAAGAUUGGCCCAUGCCAGCGAAUUCGGACCUGAGCGACACGUCGACGGCACUACUGAGCAAUUAUGGCUUCGUCUCACCAGCCACCUCCGAGCUGAGCUGCUACAAUGCCACGACACCCUUGAGAGAUAACACCGGCGCUUGGGCCUUCCAGCCGUCCGCCCUGACCUCCUCCUAUGACACCACCUUCCUCCUCCCUGGCCAAGAUUGGGCCACACCAGAGUCGUCACAAGUCAGUGAGGCAUCGACGCUGGAUAGCUACGGCUGCUUCUCGCCCGACCACGCCACGUCCAGGACCACCACACAGCCGAUCAGCAACGGCACCGGCUAUUGUUGGUCUUUCCCGCAGUACAGUGAGCUAUCGGCAAUUUUUGGCGCCUGAUUGAGUGCUUUGAUAUGCUUCCACGUUAGGCUAAGAGGAGUGUUGACGUAUAAUGUGCUGCCUAGUCUCUUUCAUCAGAUCGGUUUGUUGGUUGCAUUGGCUAGAGCAUGCACUUUUACAUGGUAUCGGAGCUAAGAGGUCUUGUUUAGGCCUGAAGGAGCCACACGUGAGGGGGAGUGUUGACGUAGGGCUAGAGCAUGCACUUCUACAGUGUGGGUCUGCCUCCUUUAGUUUGUAGGGAUUUUUUUGCCAUACUCGAUUGUUCUUGGUAGACUUUUUCAGCAGCAACUCUGCUUUCUGUUGGAACCGAGGCUUGGUUCAGUUAACCGGCAUCUUAGCGGUCCUCCGGCGAUGUAACUGGGAUGCACACAGCACACAUAGCUGUGGAUCCUUCGUUGUGCACUCUUCCUAUAGCCGUGGUUUAGUACAAGAGUUUAUUUAUUAGGCCUCCAAUUGAUUUAGUUUUUUAGAUUAUUGUGCUUUUGUUGCUACUGCACACACACUGAAUAAUUCAGAAAUGGAGCGCUUCUUGUUUACCUGGCCCACGCAGCGUUAUAAGGUGAAGAACUUUUUAAGCAAGGGGCCUCGUAGUCUCCUAUUCAUAUGUUUUUGGGGUGAUGAUUCUUAAAUCUUAAUGUGGUCUAUCCUUCAUUAUGAACUGACAAACAAAGCAGCACAUCAAGCGAUUUGCAUGAUUUCACCCAGUUGGUUAAUCUGGGUAGAACAAUGGGUUUCCUUCUGCGUAUCUGAAAAUGAAAAAGUUCAGUGCUCUAAGUGAUACUUACAUACUCCCUCCGUCCGAAAAAGCUGGUCCCAAGCUUGUCCCUCAAAUGGAUGUAUCUAGCGACAAGAUUUUUCGGAUGGAGGGAGUAUAUAAUUAGUAGAGCCCCAAUACAAUUAGUCAUACUUCGAGGUAUAUAAUAUGAGUAGAGCCUGGAUAUAAUUAUCUUUUUUUUGUCUAUCAAUAGCAGUUCAUUCUGUUCUGGUUUGAAUUAGCAAUACCUGUACCUUCAAUGAUGUUUUAAUCUGUUACUCUACUUAGCUAUUACUGUUAUUGACACAACAAAGUCAUGCCAUCAAUAGUCACUCUUUUUGCAGAUUCAGAAACAAUGUAGAGCUUACUGAAGUAAAACAAAGUAUAUGUUAUUAGCUGUCAUAAUGUUCAAGUCAAAGUUGUCUUGUUUCAUACCACUGACCGCACCUUUGGUCGUGACGCAUCAAAAUAAGUCUUCUAUGUUGUAUAUCAUAUCAGUUCUCUGAAUUUUCAAAUAGUACCUAAACCAGUUGAUCUUAUAUCUUAUGAAUGUAGCUUCGUUUUUGGUCUAAUUGGCGUCGGUUCAUUCUCUUCUAGUUCUCAUUUGUGCAGGCAUUGAGCUUUCCAAGGAGGAACAAAGCCUUAGAUGAUGCACUGUUUGGUUUCUUCAUCAAACAGUUCUCCCCCUCCAUUAUGACAUCAUAGUGAACUUUUUUGUUUUAUUUCUGUGAUUCAUGCGCCUUCAUUUGUUCUUCUGUGCUUUUUUUGAGGCAGGAAUGCAGUCUGUGAAAUACUUGAAAAGAAAUUUCAGCCACUUCUGAGGACUCCUCACUAGUGAACAGAGUUUUUGUUCUAUAUAUCCUCUCCACCCUGCCCCACCCUCUACAUUUCGUACUAGCUAGAUGCAAAAAUGCAUUACAUUUUUUUCCUGGUAGCUAUGGGGCGUGUUAUCUUUCUCUGCGAUGUUUUCUUUUUAAAGCGUCAAUUUAUUUUGUAGGCUAAAAAGAACAAAGUAGAUGGUGUGGUCAGGGAUGCUUUUAGCAGAUUUUCAGAUUAGUACUCCUCGCAAGUGCUGAAAAACCUGACUCCAUACCAGAGCGCUGUUAUUGGUUCAGGUUUGGAUGGCUCCUUGUGUAUGGGAAGCAUGAAAUUCCGUCAGAGUUUGCCAGAUGGGUGACUGACCAGAAGAUGCACAGGCGGCAAACACCCAAGCAGGGUUGUUCCUACCUUCACGAAGAUGCCUAAUUCCUUGAUGCCUUGAUCAACUUAUCCCCUUUGCGCACAUAAAUCUGUCUUGGUCAUCACACGGGUCUUGUCAUUCACUUUGUUUUCUGACCUUUUUUUGCUAAUAAUAAAGAGUCGUUCUUGCUUGUUUCCUGUUGUUGCAUAUCUUUUGUUACUACGCCCUCUUAAAAAAAAAUCUUGAUCUCAAAGCAAUUUUUGAAGGGUAUUUUUGUACUUGCAUUGUGAUGGAUGUGUUAAAAAAGUAAAAAUGUGUCUGAUUUCGUGCAAAAUAAAAUCUGCAUGUGUUCCAAAAUAUUUAAAUUAGAGUGUGCAAUUUGGUCUACAAAUUAUCUGUUUUGCUAUAGAAAGAAGAAUCAAUGUUUGGAAUA
This is a messenger RNA of Aegilops tauschii subsp. strangulata, 3183 nucleotides long. RefSeq lists its product as uncharacterized. The record is from RefSeq and is a predicted model, not a curated record. Lineage: Eukaryota; Viridiplantae; Streptophyta; Magnoliopsida; Poales; Poaceae.